AUGACCUGCCAGGCCUUCAGCACCACCGAUUCCUUCACUACUCUGAGCGGAGACUCGGCUGCUCUGCCGCUGCUCAUGCAUCACACCGGAGCCGCAGACUGUCUGCCCAUCACCAGCCACACCGCCAGCAUGCUGCCUUCAGUGUCUGGUUUAUUCCCCUCAGGUCUGCCACUGGUCCAGUCGUCCAAACGCUCUCAUAUGCACCUGUCCACUUCUGCUUUGGGCAAUGCGUCAGCCAGCCUGCACUACCCAAUGCCCCCAUGUCACUAUGGCAACCAGCAGACCACCUACGGCAUGAUGGCAGCACAGGAAAUGCUCUCUGCCAGUAUCUCCCAGACCCGCAUCCUGCAGACCUGCAGCGCGCCUCAUGCCAACAUGGUCAACGGAGCCAACUCACUGCAAGGUACACCCUGUUACACACAGACCAAUGUGGGUGAAGCCCUGGCGGCUGUGCACGGCUCUGAAUUCAGCCAAACCACCAUCUGCCGCUUCGAGAACUUGCAGCUCAGCUUCAAAAACGCCUGCAAGCUCAAAUCCAUCCUGGCAAAGUGGCUGGAGGAGGCUGAGCAAGCCGGUGCUCUUUUUAAUGAGAAGAUGGGCAUGCAUGAGCGUAAACGCAAACGGAGAACAAUCAUCAGUCUUGGGGCUAAGGAAGCCUUAGAAAGGCAUUUUGUGGAGAAGAGUAAGCCAUCAUCUCAGGAGAUUGUGUGGAUGGCGGAGGGUCUCCAUCUGGAGAAGGAGGUGGUGCGUGUUUGGUUCUGUAACCGCCGGCAGAGGGAGAAGAGGGUCAAAACCAGCCUACACCACAGCUCCUUCAUGGCCAAAGAGAGCGCAGCCUGUAGACCUUGA
Sinocyclocheilus rhinocerous is the source of this 849-nucleotide messenger RNA. Its product is annotated as pituitary-specific positive transcription factor 1-like. NCBI's taxonomy places the organism in Eukaryota, Metazoa, Chordata, Actinopteri, Cypriniformes, Cyprinidae. Gene Ontology annotation, molecular function: DNA-binding transcription factor activity, RNA polymerase II-specific; RNA polymerase II cis-regulatory region sequence-specific DNA binding. The coding region runs from base 1 to 849 and encodes 282 amino acids. Gene Ontology annotation, biological process: regulation of transcription by RNA polymerase II. The record is from RefSeq and is a predicted model, not a curated record. The transcript is spliced from 6 exons.